CGAUGCGAGAUUCCUCCGCACCGCUCGAAGAUCCGUCGUCGAGACCUUCGGAGAGCACGAAGGUACGAACCCGGGCUGGCGGGUUCGUCUUCCCGGGUGAUCACACACAUCAGGUCCAAGCCGAGGUUAGCGCAGUUGGGUUCGAUCAUUCGAUUACGAAACCUGGUCGAAAUCGGACUUCUCGUACGGUGUUGUGAGAUGCUGCGGAGCUAGCUCGUGGUGUGGUGCUGAUCUGAGCAGAAUUUUACACAAGUGCAACGUUACUGUGACCUGUGCGUGGUGUAGUUGGGGAAAAGACAAAACUGACAGAACUGUCAAAUCGAUUGGAAAAGUGGAACAUUCAUUGUGUGGCAUUUAUUUGUGUGUACGUGUUUCAAGGACCUCAGUGCAAAAGCAAAAUGAGUUCGGCGUACGUUCAGCAGCAGUACAACCAUAGUGCGAUGUACGGCGGAGGAGGCAUGAUGGGGUCCGUCGGUGCAGGAGGCAUGAUGGAUACUUCGUCCUACAACCAUUACAACAGCGGUAUGUCCGCUAUGGGCAUGGUCGGAACGGGACUCUGCUAUGGCUACGGAACUGACAGUGGAUCGUCGGAAGGGUAUCACAGUCCGGGACCGGUCUCGAGUCCCGAGUCGUACUACAACAAUACGAGCCCGGCCGAAUACAGUCCAUCGAGUCCGUACACCAACUAUGGGUACUGUAGUGGAGGAUCUGGGUCGGGAAUUCAAACCACCCAUGGCAACAAUACGUCCGCCACCAGUACCAGUACUCAAAAUGUGUCCUGCGAGCCGUAUUAUAGCUACACCAGCAACAACUUCAAGACCGCCUGUCCAACAGUUCCUCGCUAUAGUGCGACCGAAUCGAAUCCCGCCUCCGAUCGGCCUGCGCUGCUGAAUAGCUACCAGAAGCGAGAAGAAGGCGCACAGUCGCUCGAAGUUCAAGCUGUACUCCGACCUGCUACCGCAUCAGUUGCUGCGAAACGACCCGCUACUGUCACACAUCAACUUCCGAUCGCCGGUAGCUACUACAAUCCCUACGCAGUACCGAUGGCUAGAAAUCGAUCCAGUCCUGCGCACAGCUCCAGCAGCUCCGUAUCUCCCACUCCAUCCCAAUCCAGCGGACAGUCGGUGGGGGUAGUGCAGCCGGAAAUCGUCAAGAAACGCCGUCUGGCAGCAAAUGCACGAGAACGGCGAAGAAUGAACAGUUUAAACGAUGCGUUCGAUCGGCUGCGGGAUGUGGUGCCUUCGCUGGGGAACGAUCGGAAGCUGUCCAAGUUCGAGACGCUCCAGAUGGCACAGACGUACAUAGCAGCACUGAACGAGCUGCUUUCGCGAGACUGAGACUGAUGUGCUGUGUGUGCGAACUUUGAGCUUUUGUAAUAUAGUGUACCGUAGUUAGGAUGGUGCUUUAGACGAGUCAUUUGUAAAUACAUUCGAAGCUAGAAUUUGAACAAUUUUCAGUGAAGAAGGCUAACAUACCAAGAGUAACACUAGAAUUAGUCGGGCAUGAUGUCCCGAAGCAUGUAUUCUGAAUAGCGUUAGGGUAAAUUAGUUACAUGGAGCAGGUACUUGGCAGGUCAUCUCCAAAGCGAGUGGUACUAGACGCGCCGUAAUCAUUAGACGAGGCACGAAAAAGAAACAAUUUAAAGGAGAAAGCGAAACAGAGAAAGAGACAGACAGAGAGAGAGAGGCAAGACUAAAUGUGUAUACUUAAGCAUUUAAUGUGUGACCCAUGGUUUUGUGCAGUAGGUCACUCUCGAUUGUGGUGGAACCCUCCUGGAGAGGAGCGAAAGGCCACGUGCAUCGGGGUGGAGGAGCACAGGAAUCUUCAUCGAACAUUCGGCCGAGACCACAAAAUCGAACCGUCAUUGUUGGUACAAGAGCCAGGAAUACUUCGAUAAUCGUGCGCAAUUGCUCGAAAUUAAGGUGUGAAAUCGAAAACGGAAUGAACGAUAACGGACGGCGCUGGGGUAGGAAGGUGGUGGCGCUCCUCGUCCAAACGGGAGCAGGAAAAUAAAGAAAUAUGCCCUGGAAAGUAAACGAUAAAUGCUAAA
This is a messenger RNA of Anopheles stephensi (Asian malaria mosquito), 2050 nucleotides long. RefSeq names its product protein atonal homolog 8-like. Gene Ontology annotation, molecular function: protein dimerization activity. NCBI's taxonomy places the organism in Eukaryota, Metazoa, Arthropoda, Insecta, Diptera, Culicidae. The transcript has a single exon. The record is from RefSeq and is a predicted model, not a curated record. The coding region runs from base 399 to 1337 and encodes 312 amino acids.